CAGACCCAGCCGUCAGCUGCGGAGGACAUCGGUCUCCCUUUGCAGUCCUGGUUUUCGAACAACGACCGAUAAAAAAAAGCGACGGUUCCUCUGCGACACGACGGGAGAUGGAUAACAGUAAACGGACGGUGGUCGUUACAGGUUUUGGGCCAUUUGGAGAGCACACGGUCAAUGCUAGCUGGGUAGCAGUACAGGAGCUGAAGAAGCUCGGGCUGGGCAGUGAAGUGGACUUACAAGUAUACGAGGUUCCUGUAGAGUAUCAGACAGUCCAGAGUUUGGUUCCUUCGUUAUGGAAACAGUAUCAUCCACUGCUGGUCGUUCAUGUUGGAGUCUCAGGUAUGGCCACCACCGUCACACUGGAGAAAUGUGGCAGAAAUCACGGCUACAAAGGCCUGGACAACAGCAGCUUCUGCCCUGACUCGCAGUGUUGCAUUGUGGGAGGCCCGGACUGUAUCGACUCGGUUAUUGACAUGGAAUCCGUCGCUAAGAGGGUGACCGCCUCAGGCCUGGGAGUGGCUGUGUCAGUGUCCAAAGACGCUGGAAGGUAUCUGUGUGACUUCACCUACUACACGUCCCUGUACCUGAGCCACGGCCGCUCUGCCUUCAUCCACGUGCCUCCUCUGGGAAAGCCUUACAGCGGGGAAGACCUGGGCCGAGCCCUGCAGGCCAUCGUCCAGGAGAUGCUGGAGCUUCUGGACCAGGCCCAAGAGAAGAUCAACUGCCAGCAGCACUUCCACUAAGUGACCCCCAUGCCAAGCAGCCUCUCCAGCCCUCACCACACAAACAGACAAAUUGCACUUAACCACAAGUAGCCAAACCCUUUGUGUUUAAUCCUUACUGGUUUCUUUACCUCUCUGUGAUGUAAAGGACGUUCUCAGUACCCGUUCCUCGUUAUUUUAAGUGUGUUUGCUUCUUGUUUUGCUCGGCCUGAUUCGGUCAUGUUCAUGGUCAGAAAAAUAGGAGCUCCUGGUCAAGUGUAUCAUUACAUUUUUGUUCCACAUUUAAGGAACAUAAGAUUUAUGUGUCACUUGAUAAGAAAACACAGUUAAAUGUUGCUGUUUGUUUACAGCACAGGUCUGUCAUGUCACAGAUGCUGCAACAUAGAACCUAAAAUGUGACUCCUAUUAUUGCACCUUAUAGAGUUAGGGUUAUUAAAAUGUUUAUAGCGGUCACAUUGAGGGAAGCAGCGCAUUUGCUUUACAUUAUUUGACUUUUAUCAGCUUCAUCUUCAGUCUUUCUAAUGAUUUCAUGUUUUAACCCCUUUUUUAAGCGAUCGCAGUGUUCAUGUCUAAUUGAUUAACAUACUCAUUCAUACAUACAUACAUUGCUCUUUGCCCCAAGUGGAGGAGUUUAAGUAUCUUGAGGUCUUGUUCAUGAGUGAGGGAAGGACGGAGCGUGAGAUUGACAGACGGAUCGGUG
This is a messenger RNA of Sphaeramia orbicularis (orbiculate cardinalfish), 1419 nucleotides long. Its product is annotated as pyroglutamyl-peptidase 1. Gene Ontology annotation, biological process: proteolysis. The record is from RefSeq and is a predicted model, not a curated record. The coding region runs from base 108 to 740 and encodes 210 amino acids. Gene Ontology annotation, cellular component: cytosol. The transcript is spliced from 5 exons. Gene Ontology annotation, molecular function: pyroglutamyl-peptidase activity. Lineage: Eukaryota; Metazoa; Chordata; Actinopteri; Kurtiformes; Apogonidae.